AUUAUUAAGAAGUUUCUUGCUUACUUUUAUUGAGAUGUAGAAUUUCAGCCGGCCAAAUAGUGAAGGUAUAACAUCAGCAUGGGUCUAUUUCCUUUCGAAUGUUCCACUGUUUCUUUAAAUAGCUUCAUAGCUGAGAGCUCUGUCUAAGACUUUGAUGAAAUGGGGACUCUUUCUUUUACACUUUUGAGUAUCAUUUUUUUGCUCAUCUUCUUCACUGAGAUCUCCUGGGCUGCUGACGCCAUUUCUGGGACCCAGUCCAUCACUGGAAACAGCACCUUAGUUUCAAAAGAUGGAAACUUUGAAAUGGGUUUCUUCAGUCCUGAUGGUUCAACGAAUCGGUACGUGGGAAUCUGGUAUAAGGAUAUAUCUGCUAGAGCUGUUGUUUGGGUGGCAAACCGGCAGAAUCCAAUCAAUGACUCAUCUGGUACUUUGAUGAUAAACAGCACAGGCCAUCUUGUUCUCAGCCAGAAGAGUGGUGUUGUUUGGUCAGCAAACCCAGCUAAACCUAUCCAGACCCCAAUAUUACAGCUUCUGGAUUCUGGAAAUCUAGUAGUAAGAGAUGAUAAAGAUGAGAAUUUAGAGAGCUAUGUGUGGCAGAGUUUUGAUUAUCCUUGUGAUACAUUAUUACCAGGUAUGAAGCUGGGAUGGGACUUGAAAACUGGUCUCCAAAGGCGUUUGGUAUCAUGGAAGAGCUCAGAUGACCCUUCUCCUGGAGACCUUACUUGGGAGAUAGAUAUUAAUAACUAUCCUGAGUCUGUUAUGUUUAGAGGCUCCGAGAAGUACUACCGGGGUGGCCCAUGGAAUGGCCUUCGAUUCAGUGGUGCACCAGAGUUAAAACCCAACCCUUUAUUCAAGUUUGAAUUUGUUUUUAACGAAGAUGAAGUUUACUAUACUUAUAACCUCUUAAAUAAUUCUGAAAAAUCAAGGAUAGUUGUGAACCAGACCAAUGGUUAUACGAGGGAUCGUUAUGCCUGGAAUUCAGUGACGCAAAGUUGGGAUGUGUUUGCAACAGUGCCAAGGGAUAACUGUGACAAGUAUGCUCUUUGUGGUGCCUAUGGAAACUGUAUCAUUGGAGAAUCCCCUGUUUGCCAAUGUCUAGAGGGUUUCAAGCCAAAAGGAAACUUGAUGGACUGGUCUCAAGGAUGUAUACGGAAUAAGCCAUUCAACUGCCAGGACAAAGAUUCAUCUGGGUUUUUAAAAUUCCGCAGCUUGAAAUUGCCAGAGACUGCAUAUUCUUGGGUGAAUGAAAGUUUGAAUCUUAAGGAAUGCAAAGCCAAAUGCUUGAGCAAUUGUUCUUGUACGGCUUAUGCAAAUUCUGAUAUCAGAGGAGGAGGUAGUGGUUGUGUUAUGUGGUUUGGGGAUUUGAUUGAUAUUCGAGAGUUUCAAGCUGGUGGACAGGAUCUAUAUGUUCGAAUGCAUGCUUCGGAGUUAGGUUCAAAAACGAAGCGUACUGUGAGGAUAGCUGUGAUAGUUUUGCUAGUCACUGUUGUGGUAUGUGGGGUGUUGUUGGUUGCUCAUUACAUCCGCAGAAGAAAAUGCUUGGAAGAACAUGCAGGGACCAACGGAAUAAUAAUGAAUCAGAACAAUGCAGGCCAAACAGAAGACCUAGAGGUGCUAUUCUUCGACCUAGAUAAGAUUGUUAAAGCCACUAACAACUUUUCAAGCAGCAACAAGCUUGGUGAAGGUGGUUUUGGACCUGUUUACAGGGGUACACUAAAAGAUGGGCAAGAGAUUGCGGUGAAAAGGCUUUCAAUGAGUUCAGGACAAGGACAGAAUGAAUUCAAAAAUGAAGUUAUUCUGAUUGCUAAACUUCAACAUCGAAACCUAGUAAAGCUUCUUGGUUGUUGCUUUCAAGGGGAAGAAAAGAUGCUAAUUUAUGAAUACAUGCCCAACAAAAGCCUGGACUCCUUCAUUUUUGAUCAAAGAAAAAGUGAAAUGUUAGACUGGUCCAAGCGCUUCCAUAUAAUCUGCGGAAUUGCAAGGGGACUUCUAUAUCUCCAUCAAGAUUCCAGAUUAAGGAUUAUACACAGAGAUCUCAAAGCUAGUAAUGUUUUACUAGAUAAAGAAAUGAAUCCAAAAAUUUCAGACUUUGGAAUGGCUAGAACAUUUGGAGGAGAUCAAAGUGAAGGGAAUACAAAUAGAGUGGUUGGAACAUAUGGUUACAUGGCACCUGAAUAUGCCAUAGAUGGGCUGUUCUCGGUGAAGUCUGAUGUCUUUAGCUUUGGUAUUCUACUGUUGGAGAUCAUAAGUGGAAAGAAAAAUAGAGGGUUCUAUCAUCUAGAAACUAAUCUCAACCUAAUUGGAUAUGCUUGGAGACUGUGGAAAGAAGGCAGGCCUUUAGAAUUUAUCAAUCCUUUCUUAAGAGACUCGAGCAAUCAUUCAGAGGUGUUACGCAGUAUCCAUGUUGGUCUUUUGUGUGUGCAAGAGCACCCUGAAGACAGACCAAGCAUGUCUUAUGUGGUUGUGAUGUUGGGCGGUGAGAAUGCUUUGCCUGAGCCCAAACAACCUGGUUUCUCAUUAGGUAAAGACACUGUUACGGCAGAUUCUUCAUCAAACAAAGUUGAAUCUUCGUCAACCAAUGAAAUUACUGUGACUCUUUUAGAGCCCCGAUAGAGGCAUGAAGAUUGUGGAAAGAGGUCAGAGCUUUGGAACUUAUAAAUCCAUGCUUCAAGGACUCAACCAAUCUUCCAGAGGUGCUGCGCAGCAUUCAUAUUGGUCUGCUUUGUGCACAAGAGCACCCUGAACACAGGCCAAGCAUGUCUUAUGUAGUUGUGAUGUUGGCAAGUGAAAGUGCCUUGCCUCGGCCCAAACAACCUGGUUUCUCAUUAGGAAAAGCCACUGUUCCAGUAGAUUCUUCACCAAACAAGAUGGUAUAUAACCUCUUCAACCAAUGAAAUUACUGCAACUCUUUUAAAGCCUUGAUAGAGGUUUGUACUUACAGAGCUCUAGUAUAAUUACAUUUGGUCAUCAAUGCAUGUCCUGUUCGGUAUUUAAGCAAUCCAAUUUGUGGGAUCAAAACUAAAAAAAUCUAAAUGGUCAUGAUUAUUUUUUAGUGCAUAUUAACCAGUUUGUUCAACCUCUCAAUCAAUAUAGGAUAGAGGGUUGUAAUUACAGGUCUACUACAGUCAUUUACG
Molecule: messenger RNA, 3134 nt
Organism: Ziziphus jujuba (common jujube)
Lineage: Eukaryota; Viridiplantae; Streptophyta; Magnoliopsida; Rosales; Rhamnaceae
Product: G-type lectin S-receptor-like serine/threonine-protein kinase At4g27290
Exons: 8
Coding region: 160-2613 (817 amino acids)
Biological process (GO): recognition of pollen; protein phosphorylation
Molecular function (GO): ATP binding; protein serine/threonine kinase activity
Source: RefSeq, a predicted model, not a curated record